CAGCCCUCUGGCAACGAGUGAAGAAGUAGUAGUUCAAGAGAUCCGGAAAAGGUGCUUCGUAACAAAUGAUCCAGUCUGCAUGUAUUUAAUGCCAUUUUAAAUUGCUCUACUCGUAUUUGACAGCUUUUACAAGCGCAGAGGCGCCUGUUUCGACAAUACCGCCAGAUCUUCGCUGUUGCGAAAGCACUUACGCUUGGCUGCUAAAACUUAGGAGCAACCGAUCAGCGAGCAGCUGUUUUGAUACGACAGAAUGGACUCCUGGGUUCGGUUCAAUUCGCACAGCCAAGCCAAGGAGAGGAUUAUACGAGCUGCUCAAUAUGCCUGCACAUUGUUGGGCUAUGCGUUGCACAAAGGCGGAGCAGGAACACAACUUCGCACAACUGUUAGUCAGUUGGAAGCACACAUGAGCCUGACAAGAAAGUUGUUGCGUCUGGGGAACUCGGUGGAGGCCAUCGAGGCGGCAAAGAGGGCUAUCCAUCUCUCUGACAGCAUACUGAGGCUCUGCCUCACCAUCAGCCACCUCAACAAAGCAAUGUACUUUGCUUGCGACAACGUCCUCUGGGCGGGCAAGACGGGCCUCGUAUCCAAACUGGACCAGCGCAAAUGGAGCCAGAGAUCUUUCAAGUACUACCUAUUUGCUCUGAUCCUCAACCUGACUCGCGACGUGUACGAGCUGCACCUCCUCAUGGAACGUGAAGCGCGCCACAGAGCGGCCAAAUCUCCCCCCUCGCGCGAUCCCGGCCCCACCGCGACGGGCCCCGAUAUGUCUUCGCCGUCCUCGCCAGCCAGCGCCGCUUUGGCUGUCCUGCCCUAUCUGUCGGCGUGGUUACACGGGCGGCUUUACCUGUUGGCAACGGUGCUGCAGAGCAAUCCGCCGUUACUCCUGGAUCUGCUGAAGAACGCGUGCGACAUCUUCAUCCCGCUGGACCGCCUCGCCAUUUACCCCACUGGAACGGGCUUUGUCGGCGCCUGUGGACUGGCGUCCUCUUUGCUCGCCGUUCUUACCAUCGUCCACCCUUGGCUUAAACUUAAGCCGUGAAGCCCCAGACUGCGAGAACGACGGCUUGUUUGGAGCAGCUCAAAGGUCAAGGAUGGGUUGUGCAUUUGGUACCUGGGCUUGUAGUUUGGACUUGACCUGACGUCAUACGUUGCUGAAUACUGCCACUAUCAUGACACAAUGAGAGAAAUCAUCAAAACGCUAUGUAACAGCUCGCCACUGUGUCACGUCAUCUUGAGCUGUUUAGAAUAUUUAAUACAUGUGACAAAAACAUUUCGAAUAAGCCAUAAUAGACACGUAGUAUCAAACACUGUGUGACGUUCCCUACUGAUGGGUUUUGCUUGUUAACAUUUGAUUUGGUGCUCCCACACGCCCUCAAAGCAGGUCAUUUACACAGUAUUCUCAUCCAUUUGUUGGUAUAUUUGAGUGUUCUUUGCCAUUAGUUGAGAAUUUGAAACGUUUGGAUAAUGGGUUUUGGCUUACUGUGAUUGAUGACUGAUCAUGUGACUGAAAUUUGCAAUGGCUGAAAAUACUGACUUGUGCAAUGGGUACGGAGGUUAAAAGUGACCUAUGAUAGAUACAUUGGUGACAGACAUAUUUGUAGCACAAGCACUGCAGUCAAGCUACGAAGCAAGCUAAUGCUAGCGCGAAGCUAACGAAUGCAUUUAACACAUGAUUGUGUUCCCCAAGAAUAAAACACCACCUUCGAUGCAAUUCAACUACUCCAAACACAUCCACAAGAAGUGAAAACAGCGCACAGCGCUAAAAUGAGCAAAGACUCAUGCUAAUGCUAUGAAAACGAGGGCAUCAUAGACACGCAAUAAGACGAACGUGAAAUACAGAUGAUUAUUUUGGAGUCAUCUCAGUCUUACCGCUUUACUGUGUCCGUCCGUCCGUCGUUUUCAUAGCUUGAAGGAACCGAACAAAGUCUUUCGGCAAAUCCUUCUCUCUACUUCGGCAUCCUUGAGUUGUUUGGACUACAAAAAUCACUCCGAGGAAUAAAGAUGGCGGAUUUGUGACACCGUUUGGCCGCCCCCAUUACCUAGUGGCGCCGCCCCAAUGACCGACCGUGACGUAAUCGAUCAACUACGUUUACUAUAUCAUGAUAACAAGCCUCAAAGACAAU
This is a messenger RNA of Syngnathus acus (greater pipefish), 2123 nucleotides long. RefSeq names its product peroxisomal biogenesis factor 11 beta (gene pex11b). Gene Ontology annotation, biological process: peroxisome fission; regulation of peroxisome size. Gene Ontology annotation, cellular component: peroxisomal membrane. The transcript is spliced from 4 exons. The coding region runs from base 251 to 1039 and encodes 262 amino acids. The record is from RefSeq and is a predicted model, not a curated record. NCBI's taxonomy places the organism in Eukaryota, Metazoa, Chordata, Actinopteri, Syngnathiformes, Syngnathidae.